This is a messenger RNA of Manacus vitellinus (golden-collared manakin), 2817 nucleotides long. RefSeq names its product G protein-coupled receptor kinase 5 (gene GRK5). Lineage: Eukaryota; Metazoa; Chordata; Aves; Passeriformes; Pipridae. The transcript has 14 exons. Gene Ontology annotation, biological process: regulation of signal transduction; protein phosphorylation; signal transduction. Gene Ontology annotation, molecular function: G protein-coupled receptor kinase activity; ATP binding. The coding region runs from base 129 to 1586 and encodes 485 amino acids. The record is from RefSeq and is a predicted model, not a curated record. Gene Ontology annotation, cellular component: cytoplasm.
CAAAAGCAAAAAGUGGAAGGAAAUCUUGAAAUUCCCUCACAUUAGCCAGUGUGAAGAUCUCCGAAGAACCAUAGGCGGAAUAUGAAAUUGCUCCAGAUGAAAAGCUGGGAGAGAAAGGAAAGGAAAUCAUGAUGAAAUACCUCACCCCAGAGUCUCCAGCCUACGUUGCCGAAGUCAGUCAAGACCUUGUCCAGCAGACAGAGGAGAAACUCGAAAACAGCCCCUGCAAAGAGCUGUUCUCCCACUGUACAAAAUCUGUCCUUGACCACCUCAGUGGGGAACCAUUCCAAGAAUACCUAAGCAGCAUGUACUUCGAUAGGUUUCUUCAGUGGAAGUGGCUGGAAAGGCAACCAGUAACGAAAAACACGUUUCGGCAGUACAGGGUACUGGGGAAGGGCGGCUUUGGGGAGGUCUGCGCCUGCCAAGUGCGGGCGACGGGGAAGAUGUACGCCUGCAAGAGAUUAGAGAAGAAGAGGAUCAAGAAGAGGAAAGGCGAAUCCAUGGCGCUAAACGAGAAGCAGAUCUUAGAAAAAGUCAAUAGUCAGUUUGUAGUCAAUUUAGCCUAUGCCUAUGAAACAAAGGACGCCCUGUGUUUAGUUCUGACCAUAAUGAACGGAGGUGACCUGAAGUUUCACAUCUACAACAUGGGAAACCCAGGCUUUGAGGAGGAAAGAGCUUUGUUUUAUGCAGCAGAGAUUCUUUGUGGCUUGGAAGACCUACACAGAGAAAAUACUGUGUACAGAGAUCUGAAGCCAGAAAAUAUCCUGCUGGAUGAUUAUGGCCAUAUCAGAAUAUCUGAUUUGGGUCUAGCUGUUAAAAUCCCUGAGGGUGAAUCAAUCCGUGGAAGAGUAGGGACAGUAGGGUAUAUGGCUCCAGAAGUGUUGAACAACCAGAGAUACACGCUCAGCCCUGACUACUGGGGGCUAGGCUGUCUCAUUUAUGAAAUGAUUGCUGGGCAAUCACCAUUUCGUGGAAGGAAGGAGAAGGUGAAGAGGGAAGAAGUGGACAGGAGGGUGCUGGAGACAGAAGAGGUGUACUCCCACAAGUUUUCUGAGGAGGCCAAGUCCAUCUGUAAAAUGCUCCUCACCAAAGACGUGAAGCAGCGGCUGGGAUGUCAGGGGGAAGGUGCAGCAGAAGUGAAGAGGCACCCCUUCUUCAAGAGCAUGAAUUUCAAGCGGUUAGAAGCAGGAAUGCUGGAUCCUCCCUUUGUCCCUGAUCCCAGAGCAGUGUACUGCAAGGAUGUGUUGGACAUCGAGCAGUUCUCCACAGUGAAAGGAGUUAACCUGGACCAAACAGAUGAUGAUUUCUAUUCCAAGUUUUCCACAGGAUCAGUGUCUAUCCCAUGGCAAAAUGAGAUGAUAGAAACAGAGUGCUUCAAGGAGCUGAAUGUGUUUGGACCAAAUGGUACUAUUUCACCAGACCUAAACAAAAGCUACCCCCCAGAGCCACCCAAGAAAGGAUUGCUACAGAGAAUAUUUAAGCGACAGCAUCAGAACAAUUCAAAGAGCUCUCCAAAUUCAAAGGCCAGUUUAAAUCACCACAUAAAUUCAAAUCACGUGAGUUCAAACUCCACUGGAAGCAGCUAGUUCCAGCUCAGUUUUGUGAAACAACGUGUUGCAUCCUUCCACUAUAAUCUCUGGAGCUUCUGUGGAUGAGAGAGCCUCCACCAUUGAGUGAAAAUAAAAGGGAUCUCCCAAAAUGGAGAUUUUCUAUCCAUUCCUUCCAGUGGAGCCUCGCAUUUUAAGAAGAAUUUUCCACUCAGGUCUGUUUUUGGAGGUGGCACUCAAGACUGUGUGAAUCACAUUUGUCUAUUUAGAACAUUGCAAUAGAAAUUCAAUGAACAUGACUACUUGCACGUAUUUAAAUAGCAUCAUACUAGAACUGAAUUUUGUCUUUAUUAUUUUUAAAGAAAAGUUUUGUAAAUUUCUCUAUUGUCUCAGUUUACAUUUUGUACAUUUGUAUUUAAAUGAAAGUCAGACUUUGGAGGUGUAUAUUUUCCAAGCAGCAGCUGUAAAGCCAUGUGUUUUAAGACAUUUUUUUAAAAGAAACAAAAUGUGACUCAAGACUUCCAGAGCCUCAAAUGAGAAAUCAUUCUUUUUAGCAAUUCUAGAAAAUUCUUCAUAAAUCACUUUAUCAGUCUGGGGUUUAAUGACAUGCAUUUUUAUGGAACAGUUUAUUCUUAAUUAUUUUACAUCUGUAUAUUUGGUUUACAGCAACACUGCAUACAUUUCUCCUCUUCAUUAGUUUGUAAUGUCUCGCAUUAAAUGCUAACAGACAAGAUUUUGGUGCAUUCAAGAAUGCUACUUGCCAUGCUGAAGGUUUGUGAUGUCAUGGGACCAGCCCAGCUGAGAUUUGCACUUCCUUCUGUUGUUGUUUCAUCAAGUACUUUUUAGUUAGAAAAGGAGCCCUAUUUGAAGCUCUUCUCCUUCACUAGUUUUUGUGCUGUUUCUAAUGACAGAUAGAACAAAACUGAGUGAGAGGUGACCUGGAAAGCAAAUGUCCAUUUAUUUUUCAAACCUGCACCUGCUGAAAUGAGAGCAAAACUCAAAGUAUUCUCUGUGCUGCAGUCAAAUUCCAAGGCCUUUCCACAGUUGCUCAUAUCAAACAGGUAGCAAGAGAGAAGUUCAACAGUCUGGUUUGUGCUGACCCUGGGAUUUGUGAUGACUUAGAGCUGAGCUGUGGAGGUUCAGAGUGGCAGCAGCAGAACCUACAGGCUGUGUCUGCACUUAGAGUCCUCCCAUGUGUCAUGCAAGCACCCCAUGACUCCUCCCCUCAGUUAGAUCCUCAGCUGAAUAAAAUAUCAGUUCUGAAAUAGUA